Bicyclus anynana (squinting bush brown) is the source of this 1519-nucleotide messenger RNA. RefSeq lists its product as uncharacterized. The record is from RefSeq and is a predicted model, not a curated record. The coding region runs from base 310 to 1482 and encodes 390 amino acids. The transcript has 9 exons. NCBI's taxonomy places the organism in Eukaryota, Metazoa, Arthropoda, Insecta, Lepidoptera, Nymphalidae.
AAAAUUUUAAAAAAGAGUGGAUCAAAUUGGAAUUGGAAAUAAUUAUUUACUUUAGCCGUUUGCAAAGAGUAAAUUAAUUGGCCGUUCGUGUAAUCUGGUGUGAUCUAAUUAUUGAUUUGUAAAUUUGUGAUCAGUGAUCAGUGAUCUAUAAUAAAACAAUUAUUAAAACAAAAUAAUGAUUCGUCGUAUUUAGUGUUAUCGUAAUCAUAUCCUACUUAUUUUUUUUCAUCAUAGGUUUAAGGAUUUGAACUUUUGGAGUACCUACAUAUUAAUAAUCUCGCAUCAGUAAUUUUAAAAAAGUUUGCUAAAAUGGUUAUCAUCGCCAUUGGACAUUUUAAUGCUCCGAUAAAAUUAAGGCAAUUGGUCCAACAAUUGGCACCAACAAUUCAAGAACAGUUUCAGGCGUUGAAUUUUAAGAAUGCUAGAAGAGGCAAAUUAGUGUAUCUGAAGCUGAUUGGUAAAAACCCUAAAGUCGAUGAAGUAUUGAAAAGACUGAACAAAAAAGUGUUUAGAAAAAUAAAGCUACAUGCUUUUAUUCCUGAUGAGUUGCCUCCGAUUACUGUAGCUGCCAAACCAAUCGGAAUUCCGACAAAAUUAAGACGUAUUUGUAAUAUUGCACCAAACUUUUCAGAUAAUAAGUUCCGCCAAGUCUCAAUGGAUUGCUUAUUAGCAGAGUUGCAGACAAAGUUCACUGGGCUAUGUGCAUUGAGCGACUCCACUGGACACAAACUGCUGGAUAAUAUGGCACAGACUAUAUACGAUCGCAUCUGUGAGAUACACGAAGCCUCACCCGUGAACAGCUGCUUCAAGUUGACCAGCUUCUACCGCAGGAGGUAUCCGCACUACACGGACUUCCAGUUCAUCCAGUCGACCCUGCACGACAUACAGGACGCGCAGGGCACGCCGCGACUGGACAUCGACGAGAAUGAGUUGUGUGCAGUGAAUACUGAAGAGUUACUGAAUUUGACAUAUGAAAAUACGCAUCAGGCGUGCAAUUUACACAUCAACUGGGUAUCUAACUUGUUAAACCUAUAUGUGAGGAGCUUGAAGGUGACCGACGGAGCAUCCAGUCCCGAAAUAGCCGCCAAAAUGACGGUCAGAAAAAAUUUGAAGAAAAUGGCGCCGCACAUAUCCAGCGUGUACGGCGAGCCGUAUCUGCCCAACAAGACGGCCAUGCUGCCGUUCCUCCAGCAGUUCGGUACCGUGUCCUCCACCCGCUCCGAGCACAUGUACAACCACGUCACGCUCAAGGUGUCGUGGAUGUCGUACUUGCAGCUGCUGAAGUCCGACGGGCAGAACAUAGAUAACGCCAAACUGGUGAUAAGGCCGGACAAUAUGCCGAUGUACCAGAUAAAGCGAGUCAUGAAACACAGCUCGUUGAGACAGAGCGGUGUCGAGGAGGUCGAUGACGAGGAGGUCGCUGAUGAUGCAGAGCAUUCCGAUGAGGAGACAGAGGACACGGAGUGGUCAGAAGACUGGUAGACUAGAUCAGAUGAUAAUAAAAUGGCUAUAAAAUUGG